Molecule: messenger RNA, 1295 nt
Organism: Oncorhynchus masou masou (cherry salmon)
Lineage: Eukaryota; Metazoa; Chordata; Actinopteri; Salmoniformes; Salmonidae
Product: Wilms tumor protein homolog
Exons: 3
Coding region: 1-345 (114 amino acids)
Biological process (GO): regulation of transcription by RNA polymerase II
Molecular function (GO): RNA polymerase II cis-regulatory region sequence-specific DNA binding; DNA-binding transcription factor activity, RNA polymerase II-specific
Source: RefSeq, a predicted model, not a curated record
AUGAGGAUGAUGGUGGUGAUGAUGAUGAUUAUGAUUGCAGGAGAAAAGCCGUAUCAGUGUGACUUCACAGACUGUGGACGGAGAUUCUCCAGAUCAGAUCAACUGAAGAGACACCAACGCAGACACACAGGAGUGAAACCAUUCCAGUGUGAGACGUGUCAGAGAAAGUUUUCACGGUCAGACCAUCUUAAGACACACACUCGGACACAUACAGGUAAAACAAGUGAGAAGCCCUUUACAUGCCGCUGGUCCAGCUGUCAGAAGAAGUUUGCCAGGUCUGAUGAGUUAGUUCGCCACCACAGCAUGCACCAGAGGAACCUGAUCAAAUUACAGUCUGCCAUCUGACCAGUACUAAACCGGUUUGGACUGGACAGGACUGGAUUGGACCGUACCAAACACAUAGCCAUCUGAGCAACAAUGAUGACUGGACCUAAGCCCACCGAGUGCCAUAAGUGGAAAGUACAACUCAAAUAUGGCCUCUAUUGCUCCAACUAAAGAACAUAGUUUCACCAUGCACCCCUUUGGAUGGAAGACGAAUAGAUCAAUGCCACCUCAGAUUUAUGUCACAUCAGCCAAUGAAUAUCAACGGUUACUGUAGCUUCAACCCCUGAUAACCCAGCACUAGGAUUCCCUGUUUUUAUUGUUAGAAAUCAAAUAGUUGAUAUUUUUCUUAUGUACACAACCAGCUUCAUCCUGAGCCAUGAUUAAGAAUCUGCUGUCUGGGUGAGAAGAACAUCAAUUGUUAUUAUUUGGUUGUUGUAUUAUAAUUGCACUGGCUUUAUGUUCAUUUUUCUGCCAUAAAUGUUUUACUACAGAUGUAGGAUCUUAAUUUGAGACGGUUUGCUACAGCAAGAAAAUAAUACGGCAGCAACAGGAAAUGGGAAUUAUUAUGUGGAUUAUAAUUCAUAGACAUUUAAAUUGGGGUUGAUAUAUUUUUUUAUAAGGGAAAAUCAAGUCUGAAAUUGGAAAUUAUAAACUUCAGAAGCCUUUUAAAACCUCAAACAAGUUUGACAUUUCCUGCAUAUCAAAUGAAGAUCCUAGACCUGUAUAUACUGGAGCUCGACCAUGUAAACUGGAGUUAGGAAACAGACAAUGUCACUCUAUGUCCAACGAGACAACGAGUAAAACAGAAAAUGAUACUGUGAUUGCUGGAGGAAAUGUGUACAUGUGUUUUAUGUGCCUACAGUGUAAAAUGUCACUUCCUUUGUGUAUAUAUGACUCAUUGCUUUCCUUUUUAAACAGUCGUUUUGUAUUUUUGUACUGUUCAAAUGUAUUAAAUGUUGAUCUUUUGGUCA